Molecule: messenger RNA, 3962 nt
Organism: Chelonia mydas (Green sea turtle)
Lineage: Eukaryota; Metazoa; Chordata; Testudines; Cheloniidae
Gene: RAPGEFL1
Product: Rap guanine nucleotide exchange factor like 1
Exons: 15
Coding region: 16-1917 (633 amino acids)
Biological process (GO): positive regulation of GTPase activity; Ras protein signal transduction
Cellular component (GO): plasma membrane
Molecular function (GO): guanyl-nucleotide exchange factor activity
Source: RefSeq, a predicted model, not a curated record
CCCGGCCGGCCGGGCAUGAAGCCGCUGGAGACAUUCCUGAAGAAGCAGGGCUCGCACCUGGCGGGCCGGGCCGGGGCCGGGCCCGGGGCCGGGCCGGGGGGGCUGCAGCGCCGCCCCAGCGUCUCCCGCCUGCUGCUGCCCGGCUUCCUCCGGGAGCCCGCCGACGAGCCCGAGCGGGGCAUGGAGCCGGCCCGGCCCGGCGGCGACGGGCGCUGGCUGGAGCUGCGGCCCCCGGACGCCGCGCUCCGGUCCCCCUCGUCCUUCUCCUCCGAGGAGCUGUCCCCCGGCGGCGGGGAGCCGCCGCUCAGCCCCGAGCCCGCCGCCACCUGCUGCUGGCCCCCGGGCCCGCCCGACAGCCCCGAGCGCCUGCUGGGGGCGCUGCUGGACCGGCUCGGCGGGGGCCCGACCGCGCACGGCCAGGGCUGCGGCGCAGACGUGCUACUGGACGACGUCAUCCUCACUCACUCGCUCUUCCUGCCGACCGAGCGCCUGCUGCGGGAGCUGCACCAGCGCUUCCUGCUGGCGUCGGGGGGCCCUUCGCCUGGCUGGGCGGCGAGCGACGCGCGCCCGAGGAAGCGGGCCGUGAUGACCGUGUUACUGCACUUCCUGGAGACCUACAAGGGCAUCCUGCAGGAGGAGGAGAGCGCUGGGAAAGUCAUCAAGGAUCUCUACCUGCUGAUCAUGAAAGACGUCUCCCUCUACCCGGAGCUGGAAGACGAGAUCCUGAGACUGCACCAGCUGGUGGAGAGAGCGGAGCUCAAGGUGCCCGAGGAGAUCCCGCCACCCAGCAAGCAGGUCAAGCCGCUUUUCCGGCACUUCCGGCGCAUCGACUCCUGCCUCCAGACCAGGGUGGCCUUCCGGGGCUCGGAUGAGAUCUUCUGCCGCGUGUACAUGCCCGACCACUCCUACGUCACCAUCCGCAGCCGCCUCUCGGCCUCGGUGCAGGACAUCCUGGCCGCGGUGACGGAGAAGCUGCAGUACUCGGAGGAGCAGGGCGCCCGCGAGGAAGCCCUUGCCCUGGUGGUGGUGGCGUCGUCUGGAGAGAAGGCCGUGCUGCAGCCCAGCGAGGAGUGUGUCUUCACCACGCUGGGCAUUAACAGCCACCUCUUCGCCUGCACGAAGGACGCCAUCGAGUCGCUGGUCCCGCUCCCCGAGGAGAUCCAGGUCUCGCCGGGCGACACUGAGAUCCACCGCGCGGAGGCUGAGGAAAUAGCCAAUCACCUGACGGCCUUUCACUGGGAGCUCUUCCGCUGCAUCCACGAGCUGGAGUUUGUGGACUACGUCUUCCACGGGGAGCGGGGCCGGCGGGAGACGGCCAACCUGGAGCUGCUGCUGCAACGCUGCAGUGAGGUGCAGCACUGGGUGGCCACCGAGAUCCUGCUGUGCGAGGCCCUGGGGAAGCGCGCGCACCUGCUCAAGAAGUUCAUCAAGAUCGCAGCCAUAUGCAAGCAGAACCAGGACAUGCUGUCGUUCUAUGCCGUGGUGAUGGGGCUGGACAACGCGGCCGUCAGCCGGUUACGGCUCACCUGGGAGAAGCUUCCAGGCAAGUUUAAGAACCUGUUCCGGAAGUUUGAGACUUUGACGGACCCCUGCCGGAAUCACAAAACCUACCGGGAAGUCCUCUCCAAGAUGAACCCGCCCCUCAUCCCCUUCGUGCCCCUCAUCCUGAAAGACCUGACGUUUGUGCACGAGGGCAGCAAGACGCUCCUGGACGGGCUAGUGAACGUGGAGAAACUGCACUCAAUCGCCGAAAAAGUGAGGACAAUCCGGAAGUAUCGCAGCCGUCCCCUGUGCCUGGAUUUGGAGGCGUCGCCCAGCCAGCUGCAGACCAAGGCCUACGUGCGCCAGUUCCAGGUGAUCGACAAUCAGAACCUGCUCUUCGAGCUCUCCUACAAACUGGAGGCGAGCAGCCAGUGACAGCCCCGGGGGGCGCUGGACCCGUCACACUACAGCACUUUGGCCAGCUGCGGCCCCGGCUCGCUGGACGCCCCUGUGCGCAGAGAGACACGGGCACUUUGUGGUUUACAGAGCCACGGCACUUUGUGGUUUACAGAGCCGGCUGGACUUUAAACACAUGGCCCUUCCCCAUCAGGGGGUAGGAGGGGACAACCCCUGCUGCGCAGACGGGGUGGGCCGGGACUGGCUUUCGGUCUAGCUUUAAACUCUGGGCCAGGCGCCCAGGGCACGGUCUGGGAGACCAGGGCAUGGGCAGGAGACACUGUCCCCUCUGCCGGGUGCCAGUGGGGUGGGUCGGAGCCAGGUGGGGUGAGGGGCAGCAUGUGGUGUGGGGUCAGCAUUCCCCUUGGCAAACAAAGGGGACCUGUGCCCCCUCCACAGGGUCCCAGCUCCCUCUCUCCCCGUUCCUGUCCUCUCUUCUUGGGUUCAUCCCUCCUGCUUCUCCCACGUGUGUUUUCCCUCCUUUCCUCCUUGCCCCAGCCAGAGCAGCUGUGACUGCAUCACCCCCUGCCAGCUCUCAGACCCCCUCUGCUGGGGUGCUCUGAGUACAUGUCAGAAUGCAAAGCUCCCCCCCCGAGGGGAAACAGCAUUGGGGUGCUGGGGAGAAGCCCUGGCUCCAGUGCCUCUGUCCCCCAGAGUCGGUCCAGCUGCAGGCACCUCACUUCCCUCUAGUUUCAAAAUUAUGGGUUGUCCCCACCUGCCCGGGGUGCCUUGGUCCCUAGGAGUUUGGCUGCAGUAACUGACACAGGUGGGGUUUAAACCUGUGACCUACAGAGUGGAAAGCAGGAGCCACCGGAGCUAGAGCCCUAAAUCCCUUCAACAGCUUUCUGAACCUCAUACAUGGGCCGGCAGGGGGAGGGCAGGCAGAGCCCCCUGUGGGGGUUAUGUGGCCCUUAUAGUGCUCUGGGGCUGGGUUUAUUUUCCCAUUAGACUCCACCUGCCCCCCAGCUUCUCCCCCAUCUCUGCCCCUCGCUUACCUAUGCCAAGGGCAAGGUCCCCAGUCUGCCUGGGCCGGUGCGAAGGGCAGUUGCGUAACCCCAUUGCCUUUAAACCCUGCCUGUCUGCUCCACGGAGCCGCUCGUGUCCUGAAGCAUGGCCCUAACGCCCUGGCCCCCAGCCACCCCCCACUGCUACAGCAGGGACUCUUCAUCUGGGAUGAAGCCAACUCCAACCCCCCUCCCCCUACACACACAUCGUGCCCCUUGGCGGGAUGGGAGCCACUCCCUACAGCCAGCUGCAGCUGGCCCCAAGGAGCCCCCAUGGCAGUAUGCAGAGAGGAUAGCAGCCUACGGGAGUGGGCGUCAAGAGUGGGGUGAGGUGGUUGCGAGGGGCAGCAGGAGGGCGCGGGAGCCCCAGAACAAUGUUCCCUGCAAUUCUAGUUUUGUACCUAUCCUUUUGGUCACGCAGUAAACAUCCCGAGGAGGUUCUCUUUAUGUAUAUUCAGGGUCUUUCUGUUUCUGUCACGGCUGAGGGUCUCGCCUGCGGCCUGGGCGGCUCCCUGGCCUAACACGAGAAUGUAUAUGUUUUGUACCAAAAUGCUCUCUUAAUUGUAAAUUUAUUUUUUAAAAGAAAACGGCAGCUCCUUGUGUGCUACGGUGCUUUGUACAGAGACUUUUCUACGGGCGGCUUCGGGGUUGCGGCCCUUUGCCCACACGAGCUGGAAUGGAAAGAUGCACCGUGCAGCUUGGCUGAGGCUGUUUGGGUUCUGAGUUUAUGAUUGUUUUACCAUGCUCCAGAAGCACUGGGGUGGGAGGAAGACUUCGGACCAGAACUGGCAAUAAAAGCGGCACUGUCUACGGAGAGGCGUGUGCAGCACCUGAAUGAUUGCAGCAGCGGGUCCGAGCCCCAGCCGGGCACCAGAACCGCACGGCGUUGGCCCUAGGCAAACGCAACCUGCUGAGUCCCUAGACUCCAGGCCAGGCCAACCUGCCCCUUCUCAUUCAGUUCCACUCCUCACACCCCAUGGGGGAGACAAACGGGGCUCUGCGUGGCGUAGCCUUUCGGGA